GCCUCAAGGCCUGUCGGAACGUGCGCGGAGCGGUAGGCCGGGGAGCUACUGCCAUGGUGUUGCACCCGGUGCUGGGGAAGCUGGUCAGCAAGAGGGUGGUGCUGGCCAGCGCCUCGCCGCGCCGGCAGGAGAUCCUCACCAACGUGGGCCUGCGGUUUGAGGUUGUUCCAUCCUGGUUUAAGGAGACACUCGAAAAGUCGUAUUUUGCAGCCCCUUAUGAAUAUGCUGUGGAAACAGCAAAACAGAAAGCUCUUGAAGUAGCAAACAGAAUGCACGUAAAACACCUAAGAACACCUGAUGUUGUCAUAGGAGCAGACACUAUUGUGUCUGUGGAUGAACAAAUUCUGGAGAAACCAGUUGAUAAGCAAGAUGCAUAUAGGAUGCUCUCAAGGUUGAAUGGGAAAGAGCACAGUGUUUUCACAGGAGUGGCUAUUAUACACUGCAGCAGUAAAGAUAAUCAGCUAGAGAUGGAAGUCACUGAUUUCUAUGAAGAGACUAAAGUAAAAUUUUCUGACCUGUCUGAAGAUCUUUUGUGGGAGUACAUUCAUAGUGGGGAGCCAAUGGACAAGGCUGGUGGAUAUGGAAUCCAGGCUCUUGGUGGAAUGUUAGUUGAGUAUGUUCAUGGAGACUUCUUGAACGUGAUGGGAUUUCCUCUGAAUCACUUCUGCAAAAAGCUAGCAGAAUUGUACUAUCCGCCUUCUAAACACAAUGUACAACAUAAAAAGUAUGACUCUAUCCCUUCUGUGGACACUUUUGAGAACCUAAGUGAUGUAGAAAGUGAAUCUUCAAAUUUCACAGAGCACAAAGGUGCUAGUAAGUUGGACAGCAGCGGGAUGUGUUCAUCGGGAUCAAUUUACAAUUCUGAGAACAGUUCUAGUGUCAGAAGUGGGUUUAUGGUACCUCUGGAAAAUCGGAAUGGCAUGCCAGAAAAUGCAACAAGACUUCCAUCUAAAAUUCUAGAGCUGAUGGAUGGAUUUAGAGCCUCAAAGGCUCUCUUUGUAGCCUCUAAGCUGAAGAUGUUUGAUCACCUGAAAAAUAAAGGCCCACUGAAGGCUGUGGAUAUUGCAAAUGAAGUUGGAACCUCUGUAUGUGGAACAGAAAGACUUCUUGAUGCAUGUGCUGCUCUUGGAUUACUGGAGAAAACACCACAAGGGUACAGUAAUACAGAUUCAACAAAUACGUAUCUGACAUCAGAUGGUGAAUACUCACUUCAUGGCUACAUUAUCCACUCUAAUGACCACCUUUGGCCUCUCUUCACAUACCUGGAGUCUGCUGUCAAAGAAGGCAGCAGGCAGAACCAUCGAGCCUUUGGAAAGAAAGCAGAGGAUUUAUUUAAGGACUAUUAUCACAGCCAGGAAGUGAAGCAACGUUUUAUGGCUGCCAUGCACAGCAUUGCCCACCUGACAGCAAGAGACGUGGCUACAGCAUUUGAUCUGUCACGAUUUAAAUCUGCUUGUGAUUUAGGAGGUUGCACUGGAGCUCUGGCUCAUGAAUUAGUACAAAUAUACCCAAAUCUCAAAGUCACAGUAUUUGACCUUCCAGAAGUCAUUGCAAACACCUCUUACUUUCAGCCUUCAGCACAACACACAGCUCCAGUAACAUUUGUAUCAGGUGACUUCUUCAAGGAUAAUCUCCCAGAAGCAGAUCUUUAUAUCCUUUCACGUGUUCUUCAUGACUGGCCUGAUGAAAAGGUACAUGUGCUUUUAAGCAAGAUAUCAGCUGUUUGCAAACCAGGAAGUGCUUUGCUAGUGGCAGAAAGUGUACUCGAUGAACAGAAGACAUGCCCUCCUACAGCUGUACUACAGUCCCUCAGCAUGACUGAAGGCAAGCAAAGAAGUGGCUCAGAAUAUAAACAGCUGCUGGAGAAACACGGAUUCACAAAUGUACAAAUUAAAAUCACAGAAAAUUUACUGGAUGUUGUUUUGUGCUUCAAGACCCUAUCACCAUAGUAUGCCCAGAAGCAGGCUGGGAUGCUGAGUUUUUACAGCACUUGUGCAAUGUAUCCAUCAUCAGCCAGCACAUACUGUCAGUUUAGGAUCAUUCUGACCCUUUAUCUAAGGAAUAGUUGUUACAGGCCUUGAAUAAAAGUUGGACUGCAGCUUCUGCAGAAGUGAUUUCUAUGCAUUUAAGAAAUGUCUGGCCAAAACUCCUAUGUAUUAAAUACGUUCAUGUCCAGUUAUCUUGGCUACUUUGCAGACUGUAUUAAGCUCAGACUUGCUGUCUAGAUGUAUUGCAUGACAAGUUAAAAGCUUUUAUGAGCCACAUUACUAGCUUUGUUUUCCUGAACCUUGAUAUUAAAGAGAAUUCUCGUUCUGCA
This is a messenger RNA of Melopsittacus undulatus (budgerigar), 2317 nucleotides long. RefSeq names its product acetylserotonin O-methyltransferase like (gene ASMTL). The coding region runs from base 54 to 1949 and encodes 631 amino acids. The record is from RefSeq and is a predicted model, not a curated record. Gene Ontology annotation, molecular function: O-methyltransferase activity; nucleoside triphosphate diphosphatase activity. The transcript is spliced from 13 exons. Lineage: Eukaryota; Metazoa; Chordata; Aves; Psittaciformes; Psittaculidae.